Molecule: messenger RNA, 1456 nt
Organism: Ectocarpus siliculosus
Lineage: Eukaryota; Phaeophyceae; Ectocarpales; Ectocarpaceae
Source: the annotation of a GenBank genome assembly
AUGUCCGGUCUUCCCUCUGCGCUACUGACCAAGUGGGCCACUCCUUUCGACCAUGAAACUGCCAAGCUCAGAGCCUUCCUGCCGCUUGGACCGUACCCGAACCAUCUCACCGAGGACAAGUGCUUGAAGCUCCACGCCAUAUACCGCGACGCCGUCAACGACACGGAGGAGAUCGAGAGCAUCGUCGCCUCCAAGCUGAGCGCCCUGAAACGGAAGCGUAGCCAAAGCGGCAGCACCAUCCAGAAUAGCACCGCAAACGCUGUCGGGUGGGAUCAGGCCGGUGGGGGCACCGCAGAAGGCCGCAACACUCCGGGGGGUGGCGGCGGCGGCAGCGGCGGUGUGAAAGACAAGCAGGCAUUGUCGCAACAACAGCAGCAGCAGCAGCAGCUGCCGAAGAAGAAGAAGAAGAAGGAUAAGGCUCGCACGGCGGACGGCGGCGGCGGUGGGGGGGGCGGGGGAGGCGAUGGCCAGCCGCCCAAGAAACGAAAAGGGAACUCCGGGAAGGAUAGCAAAAGGUCUGUUCCGCAGGGACCGGCGUGGGCUACGCGUACGCCCAAGGCCGGAGAUCAGGUUGCCGCCAAGGUCGAGGACGAGGCGCUGUGGAUCCUUGCCACGGUGGAAAAACACAACGAGAAAAAGGGUUUCUUCGUUGUCGUGGACGAUGACGCCGGCGAUGGCAAACGGAGGCAAUUCAAGCUCAGGAGAAGCAACAUUCUGACCCUUCCGAGACCGGAGGAAGCCUCGGGAGCCAUAUUCCCGGUCGGCUCCCGGGUGAUGACCCUCUAUCCCCAGACCACGACCUUCUACCCGGCUACCAUCAGCGGCCCCUUCGUCGAAGGCAGGGACGGCCGCAUCGACUACUGCGUGAUGCAGUUCCAAGACGACGACCCGACUCCGGAGGGAGUCCUUCCUCAUUGGAGGCUACCCGCACGCUUCGUGCGCUAUCGAAGUUGACGGGGGGGACUUGUCCUGUCAACUUGUGAUGUCGGUUGCGAUUACAGUAGGUCCCUCGUGUCACCGCAAUUUUCGAGGCGCGCGCCAAGUUGUAUGUGUAUAGCAAACCUCGUGUAUAGGAUUGAUGGGCCCCGACGGGCUGGUGGUGAUGUUGCCCAACUCGGGCAAGGAACAACUAUUCUAGGGCAAAUCCGAUUUUAGGUGGUAUUUGUACACACACCAUCCAGAAAAGAAAAGAAAACGACACCGCCGUGUUCAACAAUUGCCGAUAAUAUAUUCUAAGAGGAUUGGCGCCCUUGGUUGAUGCAAGCCGCGUUCCCCAAUGUACAUGUACCCACACAAUCCAAAGGCAGAAAGUAGUAAAUAUGCCUCCUACCUGCCUAAAGCGUCAGCCUAUAGCGUCAGCCUCCUUCACGAGGAAAGCGACACGUGGAUGAUGAUUGGAAGCGUAGCAGUGUGUUGAGACGUACCGUAAAUGUUGGCUGUUUAUCGAUUGUCCCCA